AUGACAAAAAGGGUGCACCCAGUGCUUGCAGUUCUGAUCAUUGUGGAGUCUAGUGCGGGUCAUAAUUUUUACUUCUUCCAAACCGAAACCGAUUUCGCUGCCGUCUUCGACUUCUUGCCAUCGAUGUUGGAGCGUCUCCUGCAAUCAUGUGGUCUAAUUCUACGGUGUCUUGAAAUCCUUCUCUCCCAUGUUGACUUAUGCCUAAGGCACACGCUUCUCUUCCUCAGAGAAUUGGGGUUGGAGAAGCUUAAUUUGCCUACCUCCCUCAAUGCUCAUUUGCUGAACACUCCCGUCGAUAAACUUGAAGCGAAGAUUAAAUUUUUGCAGAGCUUAGGGUUUUCCCGUGAGGAAGCUUCCAGGGCCUGUUCUUGUCUGCUUGCAAUUUUUGGGUACAGUAUCGAGAAUAAUAUGAGGCCCAAGUUCAAGUAUUUGGUGAAAGAGAUGGAGAGAGAUAUCCAAGAACUAAAGGAGUUCCUGCAGUAUUUUGCCUUCAGCCUAGAGAAAAGAAUUGCGCCGAGGCAUUUGCAUUUGAAGGAGAGGAACGUUCAAAUAUCAUUGCAGAGGAUGCUAUUAUGGAGUGACGAAAAAUUUUACACCAAAUGGAAGUGA
Macadamia integrifolia is the source of this 609-nucleotide messenger RNA. Its product is annotated as transcription termination factor MTEF1, chloroplastic-like. The transcript has 2 exons. Gene Ontology annotation, molecular function: double-stranded DNA binding. Gene Ontology annotation, biological process: regulation of DNA-templated transcription. Lineage: Eukaryota; Viridiplantae; Streptophyta; Magnoliopsida; Proteales; Proteaceae. The record is from RefSeq and is a predicted model, not a curated record. Bases 1 to 609 code for a protein of 202 amino acids.